Molecule: messenger RNA, 801 nt
Organism: Aspergillus puulaauensis
Lineage: Eukaryota; Fungi; Ascomycota; Eurotiomycetes; Eurotiales; Aspergillaceae
Exons: 1
Coding region: 1-801 (266 amino acids)
Molecular function (GO): copper ion binding; oxidoreductase activity
Source: RefSeq, a predicted model, not a curated record
AUGGCUGGCUCGUCGACGCUCGCUUUCUCCAUAGACGAGCACCCGAUGUAUGUCUACGCAAUUGAUGGGCGCUACAUUGAGCCCCUUCUCGUUAAUGCCAUACAAAUACCGACUGGGUCUCGGUAUUCAGUUCUUGUCGAACUCAAGCAAGAUGAGCCAGCUAGGGACUACACGAUCCGCGCGGCCCAGCACGGGCUCAAUCAAAUCAUAAACGGCACGGCCACAAUGUCGUACGACUCAUCCCAGCCUCCACGACAGCCUUCGUUGCCAUAUAUUACAGAAGUCGGGAACGCAACCACCCCACAGGUGGUGUUCCUGAAUGAAUCUCUGGUCGUUCCAUUUCCCGUUCAACUUCCCUCGCGAUCAGUUAACCAGACGUACAUCCUAAACAUCGAACACUUCCACGCUGCAUACCGCUGGCAACUAGGUGAAUCAAGCUAUCCCAUUGCCUAUGAAGACGGACCACCAGCUUUAUUCAAUUCAAGCUCAAUUCCGUUCCCAAACAGUGUGUCCACACUGCAUGAUACCUGGGUUGACAUCAUCUUCAACGUUUCGCAUGGCAACCAACCGGGACACCCAAUGCACAAACACUCGAACAAGUACUAUGUGAUCGGAUACGGCCACACACCAUUUACAUACUCAUAUGUGGCGGAGGCAAUGGAACAUAUUCCCGAGCAAUUCAAUUUUGAUCAUCCCCAGCUACGAGAUACAUUCUCGACUCCGGUUGCACCCGGUCCCCUUGGAGCUUGGCUGGCUAUACGAUACAAUGUUGUGAACCCGGGCCCCUUCUUGCUUCACUGA